GUGGAAAUAGGGGAAGGGGUCAGAUUUAUCCUGAUGGUAGCAAAAGUAACAAUACAGUUUAUAAUGCUACGGCAGGAGGGAUAAUAAGCAAAAUUUUACGAAAAGAAAAAGGGGGAUACGAAAUAACCAUAGUGGAUGCAUCGAAUGAACGCCAAGUAAUUGAUAUUAUCCCUCGAGGCCUAGAUCUUCUUGUUUCAGAGGGCGAAUCCAUUAAACUCGAUCAACCAUUAACGAGUAAUCCUAAUGUGGGUGGAUUUGGUCAAGGGGAUGCGGAAAUA
Eruca vesicaria subsp. sativa (arugula) is the source of this 278-nucleotide messenger RNA. The record is from the annotation of a GenBank genome assembly. NCBI's taxonomy places the organism in Eukaryota, Viridiplantae, Streptophyta, Magnoliopsida, Brassicales, Brassicaceae.